UUCUCUUCGCUCAUUGGAGACGGCGACAAAAAAAAAAAAAAAAAAGAAGACGAAGAAAAGAAAUGGAGUCAGAUUACGGCGUUCAUCGUGAGCUCUCAGAUCUCCAGAAGCAGCGAGCUCUCUACCAACCUGAGCUCCCUCCAUGCCUUCAGGGAACAACUGUGAGGGUAGAAUUUGGUGACGGAACAACUGCUGCAGAUCCAUCUGGUGCACAUGUGAUCAGUCAUGCAUAUCCACACACAUAUGGACAGCCAUUGGCACAUUUUUUGAGGGCCACGGCCAAGGUUCCCGAUGCCCAGAUCAUAACCGAGCAUCCAGUUGUAAAGGUAGGAGUCGUAUUUUCUGGGAGGCAGUCUCCGGGAGGCCACAAUGUCAUCUGGGGACUCUUUGAUGCUAUCAAAGCCCACAAUCCUAAAAGCACUUUACUUGGAUUCAUUGGUGGAACUGAAGGUUUAUUUGCACAAAAAACUCUGGAAAUCACUGACGAUAUUAUUUCUACAUAUAAAAACCAAGGUGGAUAUGAUUUACUCGGCCGUACAAAAGAUCAGAUCAGGACAACUGAGCAGGUGAAUGCUGCAAUGACCACAUGCCAAACUUUGAAGUUGGAUGCUCUUGUCAUUAUUGGAGGUGUUACAUCCAACACGGAUGCCGCUCAGCUUGCGGAGACAUUUGCAGUAUCAAAUUGCUCAACAAAGGUGGUUGGUGUUCCUGUUACUUUGAAUGGGGACCUUAAGAAUCAGUUUGUCGAAGCAAAUGUUGGGUUUGAUACAAUAUGCAAGGUUAACUCACAGCUCAUUAGCAACGUCUGUACAGAUGCUCUCUCUGCAGAAAAGUAUUAUUAUUUUAUUCGCCUGAUGGGGCGCAAGGCAUCUCAUGUGGCUUUGGAAUGUACCCUCCAAUCACAUCCAAAUAUGGUUAUCCUGGGCGAGGAAGUUGCUGCUUCCAAACUUACCAUUUUUGAUAUUACAAAACAAAUCUGCGAUGCAGUCCAAGCAAGGGCUGAACAAGACAAAAAUUUCGGAGUAAUCCUUAUCCCUGAGGGCCUUGUGGAAAGUAUCCCAGAGUUGUAUGCUCUUCUCCAGGAAAUUCAUGGUCUCCAUAGUAAAGGCAUAUCUACUGAAAACAUCUCCUCACAUCUAUCACCUUGGGCAUCUGCAUUGUUUGAAUUUUUGCCACCAUUUAUCAGGAAACAGCUGCUGCUUCAUCCAGAAUCUGAUGACUCCGCUCAGUUGUCUCAGAUUGAGACAGAGAAACUCCUAGCCCAGUUGGUGGAGACUGAGAUAAACAAACGUUUGAAAGCAGGCACAUAUAAGGGAAAGAAAUUCAAUGCCAUCUGCCACUUCUUCGGUUAUCAGGCCAGGGGUUCUCUACCAUCAAAAUUCGAUUGUGAUUAUGCCUAUGUUCUUGGACAUAUUUGUUACCAUAUACUUGCAGCUGGUUUAAACGGCUACAUGGCUACGGUUACAAACCUGAAAAAUCCUGUGAACAAAUGGAAAUGUGGUGCUGCACCGAUCACAGCAAUGAUGACUGUAAAGCGAUGGUCUCGAGGACCAGGAGCUACCCCAAUUGGAAAACCUGCUGUCCAUCCUGCUACUGUUGACUUGAAAGGAAAAGCAUAUCAGUUGUUGAGAGAAAAUGGUAUGAGUUUCUUGUUGGAGGACAUGUACAGAAAUCCUGGACCACUUCAAUUUGAAGGACCGGGAGCUGAUGCUAAGGCUAUUACACUGUGCGUUGAAGAUCAAGACUACAUGGGCCGCAUGAAGUUGCUCCAGGAGUAUAUUGAUAAGGUAAAGAGCAUAGUGAAGCCUGGAUGUUCUCAGGAGGUUCUAAAGGCGGCUUUAAGUGCCAUGGCUUCAUUCACCGAAGUGCUCUCUGUCAUGUCCUCUCCUUCAUAUACUGGUCAAGCACAUCUCUGAGCCUUUCAAUUAAACAACCUUCAACUGGGAGACUCUAGCUACAUCCUCAUUACUCGUUUAUAUAAAACGGGCUUUUAUAUUCGGGAACUAAGAGCAUUUUAUCAUUUCAAAACCUUCCAUUUUUCAUUAAUUUUUUUUAUGACAGUGAGGUUCUGUUAUGAUGAUGAGUGUAUUGAUGUAUUUGAACUGGAAUAAUGAUAUAAACAUUCUUAUUUAUGAUAUGAAUAACUUGAACGAUAUCUCGA
This is a messenger RNA of Asparagus officinalis (garden asparagus), 2161 nucleotides long. RefSeq names its product pyrophosphate--fructose 6-phosphate 1-phosphotransferase subunit alpha. NCBI's taxonomy places the organism in Eukaryota, Viridiplantae, Streptophyta, Magnoliopsida, Asparagales, Asparagaceae. Gene Ontology annotation, cellular component: cytosol. The coding region runs from base 63 to 1916 and encodes 617 amino acids. The transcript has 19 exons. Gene Ontology annotation, molecular function: 6-phosphofructokinase activity; diphosphate-fructose-6-phosphate 1-phosphotransferase activity; ATP binding. Gene Ontology annotation, biological process: fructose 6-phosphate metabolic process; glycolytic process; response to glucose. The record is from RefSeq and is a predicted model, not a curated record.